Messenger RNA from Hemiscyllium ocellatum (epaulette shark), 3789 nucleotides. RefSeq names its product RNA-binding protein EWS-like. Gene Ontology annotation, biological process: regulation of DNA-templated transcription. NCBI's taxonomy places the organism in Eukaryota, Metazoa, Chordata, Chondrichthyes, Orectolobiformes, Hemiscylliidae. The transcript has 17 exons. Gene Ontology annotation, cellular component: nucleus. Bases 305 to 2302 code for a protein of 665 amino acids. The record is from RefSeq and is a predicted model, not a curated record. Gene Ontology annotation, molecular function: RNA binding; transcription coregulator activity.
UGGAGGCGGCCAUUAAACAUAAAGCCUCGGCCGACGACGGGGUUUUUCCCCCCCACCUCCUCCCAUCCGCAAUCGUCGGCCUUUAUUUCGUUUUAACAAUUCUAUACAACGAAGAGGGGAGGGCGGCGUCUGCCUGUCAUCCCUGGAAAACUCGGGCAAGGAUCGCGGUGAUCGGAGUCGAGGACUUUUUUUUGGGGAAAAUUAAAAUAUUUCCGGCGCGAGUUGCGCAAGGCGCCAAAUUAAGUGGUCGAGUCCGGCGAGGCUCCGCGCAGGCGCGUUCGCAGGCAGUCAGAGGUCGGUGAAGAUGGCGUCGACGGAUUACAGUACCUACACUCAAGCUGCAGCUCAGCAAGGGUAUGGAAGCUAUGCUGCGCAGCCUGCUCAAGCAUAUGGACAGACAACCCAAGCAUAUGCGCAGCCGAGUUAUGGAACUUAUACCCAACCCACUGAUACAACAUAUACUCAAGCGCAAACGACUGCAGCUUAUGGACAGACAGCAUAUGCUACUGCAUAUGGGCAGCCUCAAACUGGUUAUAGUGCACCAAUUGCCCCCCAGGCUUAUAGCCAACCCGUGCAGGCUUACAGCACAACUGGAUAUGAGAGUGCCGCCACUCCUCAAGCUACGUACGGGCAGCAACCGACCUACGGUCAGCAACCUACUUAUGCUGCAUAUGGGCAGCACACAGCUACAACUGUUGCACCUACCAGAGCACAAGACACGACGAAGCAGGAUGACUAUAGCCAACCAAGUACUGGAUAUGCCCAGUCCAGUUUGGGAUACAGCCAAACAAAUUAUGGCUAUCCUCAAAUGAGUGUCCAUGGUGGUUACCCUCUUCAGCCUCCUAGUGCUCCUCCAUCUUUUCCUCCUACAAGUUACAGUAGCACUACUCAACCAACUGGUUAUGAUCAGAGUACCUACAGCCAACAGCCAAGUUAUGGACAACAGGGAAGCAGUUAUGCACCACCACCACCACCAACUGGAAGCUACACCCAGCAGCAACCACCUUCUGGAUUUGGUCAGCAAUCUAGCUAUGGACAGCAGACUGAUUACAGCCAACAAAGCCAGUACAGUACUUACAGGCAGGAGCAGCCAUCCACUAAUAGCAUGAGUGGGUAUGGACAAGACCAGAGUAGCUAUGGAGCACCAACCAGUAGCUCUGACAACCGGAGUAGAAGUCGUGGGAGCUAUGAUCAAGGAAGUAGAGGAAGUAGUUACAGUAGAGGCGGUCGGAGUGGACGAGGCGCAAUGGGCGGUGUCGACCGGGGUGGCUUCAGUAAGCCUGGUGUAACAGCUGUAGAAGAAACUCCAGAGCCUGAACCAGUAGCAGCUGCUGAACCACCACCACCACCACCGGCUCCGGCUCCAGUUCUGACUCCAACCCCAACCCCAACUCCAACUCCAGCCCCACAGGAAGAUGUGGAGAAUGAUACUAUAUAUGUGCAAGGCUUGGGUGAAAAUAUAACUCCAGAAAGGCUUCUGGAUUUCUUCAAGCAAACUGGUGCUAUAAAGAUCAACAAGCGAACUGGGCAGCCUAUGAUCAACAUCUACAUUGAUAAGGAAACUGGAAAACCUAAGGGUGAAGCCACUGUGUCCUAUGAUGAUCCUCCUUCUGCGAAGGCUGCUCUAGAAUGGUUUGAUGGCAAAGAGUUUGAUACAAACCCAAUCAAGGUUGCUAUGGCAAGAAAGAAGCAGCAGCCGCAGCCUCAACCACAACUGCAACAACCACCACCACCAUUGCAAUUUAAUAAUAUGCGAAGUGGAGUCCCUCUCCGCGAUGGAAGAGGUGGUGGACUCCCUGGUCGAGGAGGUGAGAAUCUGCAUUAUAGACCAGGACCCAUGGGACGUGGCGGGGGAGGAUUUGGUGGGCGAGGUGGUCCGCGUGGUCGUGGUGGACCUUCUGGAGGAAAUACGCAGCAAAGAGCUGGUGACUGGCGUUGCCCUAAUCCGACAUGUGGGAACUCCAACUUUGCCUGGAGGACUGAGUGUAACCAGUGUAAAGCCCCAAAACCAGACGGUCCCCUCCCACCACCAUUUCCUUCUGGUGACCGUGGGAGGGGUGGCCCUAUGAUGAGAGGUGGCCGCCUUAUGGAUCGUGGUGGCUUCCGUGGUGGACGUGGUGGUGACAGAGGUGGUUUCCGAGGUGGGCGUGGUGGUGACCGAGGUGGCUUUAGAGGUGGAAGAGGCAUGCUUGGUGGCCCUCCUAUGGGAGAGCUAAUGGGUUUCAGAGGUGGCAGAGGUGGACCAGGAAAAAUGGAUAGAAAGGGUGACCGUCGCCAGGACCGUCGGGAGAGACCAUAUUGAAGUAGAUGAUCCAUCUGGUUUUCUGUUUACUACAACAAAUAUUUUUUAAAAAUGUUUUAAAUUUGUAAUUCCGUAUUUAUAAUGUUGUUUGCAACAACAUUACGGCAAUAUUUCGGUAUUGUAUUAGUUUUUCAGUGGAUAUAGCCAAGUCAGGAAGUAAAUUUCAUGUUAGGGUGACUUUUCGCUUAAUUUUUACUUUUGUCAAGGUGAAUGUAAUGAUGUGAACGAGAUCCUGAAGAGCAUGCAAAACAAAAAUGUACAGUGCAUAGCUUUUUGUUCUGUUUAUACUAUGGUGAUACUGCAAUAAAAAGCUGAGUCGCUCUGUUUAGUGUGGCUUCCUGAAGUUCUGCUCCAAGUAACUUGAAAUAGUGUUCCAUAGUGAUGGAAGUAAGUCCACAAAUUGCAAAGUUUUUUUUUGAAAUAACACUGAACUGAGCUUCUGCGGCUUAAUUAAAAAGUUCAACAGCUAUUUAAAAAAAAUUGUUGCGUGAGUCUCUUUACAAAUUUUAAGUGUGCAGUUAUUACUAUAGAAAAUCCAAAAGUACACUGGAUAAUUCUAAAUAUCCCUGACCACCUCAAUUAGCAACUUUGUAUAUUUGAAAAACUUAGCAGGAUAAAUGAAAUGCUUAGGGUUGAUUUUUAAUGCAUGAUGUGAAAGCAUUUAUGAUUUCACUUGUGAAGUACCCAGAUCUGUAGGUCACUUAAGUAUAAUCACUAGUUUUUCAGUGAUUAACAUAACAUUGUAGCCAUGUAAAUUUGUCACCCAAUGCUGCUUUUCAGAGGUCAGUCUUCUGACCCCAGGUAUUCUGUACACUUGACCUGUGAAAACUAGUAAUGGUGUUGAGCAUUUAGGUUUACUUUGACCCGAGUAUUGAUGUGGGCAUAUUCUGACACGUUACAAAUUGUGCUCUAUCUUUUAAAUCUAAUGAUAUCAAUUUUUAGUUUCUUUAUCUGAAAUAUUAACUUCUCAGUAGUGAGAUAUGGACUGGUAACCUGUCAUUUCAAUAAGUAUUUGACAUUCCAGUACUUGAUUACUGUUGCAGAAUUAACUAUGGAUUCACUCGUCAGAAAUGGUGCACAUCAACCAUUGGUUACAAGUCACUAUUUGAAACUGCUUGCCGUAGCGGAUACUCUUUAAAAUAAUAUCUGAAAAUAAUUUGUUAUGGUAAACGGCCUAUUGGAACAUUAUUUUUAAGAUUGAACUUCAUAGGUGUACUGUUUAAAUUCUCCUUUUUCAACAAUUUGUUGAAUAUUGCUUAAUAGCCUAUGAAAUUUAUGGUUACAUUUGCAGAAUGUUGUAUAAUAAAGGUGAUGUGCAUUAUGGUUGUGAAUAAUGCUUGCCACGCAUAGUCUAGGCACACAGUAUAUAAAGUUGACUGUCUGGAUCCAUUUCCAAAAUCCCCUACACUCACUCACCAUUAGAGUUCUGUAUUGCUGUUAUUUUUCUAAGUGAUUAAACUUGAUUAAUAAAGUUUUUCUUUAUUGGC